CGGGAGCUGUAGUCGCGGGGGGCAGGCGUGGGCCAUGGCGGCGGCCGCGGCCCCGGCGGUCGGCGCGGGGCGCUCGAAGGUGGCCCCGAGCGUGGACUUCGACCACAGCUGCUCGGACAGCGUCGAGUACCUCACCCUCAACUUUGGACCCUUCGAGACCGUGCACCGCUGGCGCCGCCUCCCACCCUGCGACGAGUUCGUGGGGGCCCGGCGCAGCAAACACACUGUCGUGGCUUAUCGGGAUGCGAUCUACGUGUUCGGCGGGGACAACGGGAAGACCAUGCUGAACGAUCUCCUGCGCUUCGACGUGAAGGACUGCUCGUGGUGCAGGGCUUUCACGACGGGGACGCCGCCAGCACCACGGUACCACCACUCCGCUGUGGUCUACGGGAGCAGCAUGUUCGUUUUUGGUGGUUAUACUGGUGAUAUCUAUUCCAAUUCUAACCUGAAGAAUAAAAAUGACCUCUUUGAGUAUAAGUUUGCAACCGGGCAGUGGACAGAGUGGAAGACUGAGGGAAGGUUGCCAGUGGCCAGGUCAGCUCAUGGUGCAACAGUGUACAGUGACAAGCUGUGGAUCUUUGCUGGAUACGAUGGCAACGCAAGAUUAAAUGAUAUGUGGACAAUAGGCCUGCAGGACAGAGAGCUGACCUGCUGGGAAGAGAUUGAACAAAGCGGUGAAAUUCCUCCUUCCUGCUGUAAUUUUCCCGUGGCGGUUUGCAAGGAUAAGAUGUUUGUUUUCUCUGGCCAGAGUGGAGCAAAGAUUACCAAUAAUCUCUUCCAGUUUGAAUUCAAGGAAAAGAUCUGGACACGGAUCCCCACGGAGCACCUGCUGCGGGGCUCGCCGCCCCCUCCCCAGCGGCGCUACGGGCACACCAUGGUGGCCUUCGACCGGCACCUCUACGUGUUCGGCGGCGCUGCCGACAACACGCUGCCCAACGAGCUGCACUGCUAUGACGUGGACUCCCAGACCUGGGAGGUCAUCCAGCCCAGCCCAGACAGUGAGGUGGGUGCAAACAUGGCUGAGAGGGUAUCUGCCCCAGAGGAAGCUCCCACUGUGCUCUUGAGAGAAUGGGGUUUAAAAGAAUCUUGGGAUGUAUUUGGUUUAGAUUUCAGCAUAGCAACAGUAAAACAAGGACCUACAGCAGACUCAGAGUUACCCAGUGGGAGACUCUUCCAUGCAGCAGCGGUUAUCUCAGAUGCUAUGUACAUCUUUGGUGGCACAGUGGACAAUAACAUCAGAAGUGGAGAGAUGUACAGGUUCCAGUUUUCUUGUUACCCUAAAUGCACUCUCCAUGAAGACUAUGGAAGGCUGUGGGAAAACAGACAGUUCAGUGACUUGGAGUUUGUUUUGGGAGAGAAGGAGGAGCGAGUCCGAGGGCACACUGCGAUCGUCACUGCUCGCUGCAAAUGGCUGAAAAAGAAAAUCAUGCAGGCCAGGGAGAGGGUGAAACAGAAAUCUAAGCAAGACAUUGAAGAGGAGGGACACACCACAUGCCAGAAAGAUGGGAUUGGUGGCAAUGUCAAGCUGUGCCGACUGCAGCCACUGCUGGAAGUGCCCAUCCGAGAGGCCGAGGCGCAGCCCUUUGAGGUGCUCAUGCAGUUCCUGUACACAGAUAAGAUAAAGUAUCCCCGCAAAGGUCAUGUGCAGGAUGUGUUACUCAUUAUGGAUGUGUACAAGCUGGCCUUAAACUUCAAGCUCUCUCGGCUGGAACAGCUCUGCCUUCAGUAUAUCGAAGCAUCUGUAGAUCUGCAGAAUGUGCUCAUUGUGUGUGAGAAUGCUAACAAGCUUCAGCUGGAUCAGCUAAAGGAACAUUGCCUGAACUUUGUGGUGAAGGAAUCCCAUUUUAAUCAAGUCAUAAUGAUGAAGGAGUUUGAGCAUCUUUCUUCAUCCCUCAUUGUGGAGAUUGUCCGGAGAAAGCAGCAGCCUCCUGUCCGCACCCACUCUGACCAGCCGCUCGACAUCGGAACAUCUUUAAUUCAGGACAUGAAGGCUUACCUGGAAGGAGCUGGGACUGAAUUCUGUGAUAUCAUCCUGCUCCUGGACGGGCACCCACGGCCAGCCCACAAAGCCAUCCUGGCAGCUCGCUCCAGUUACUUUGAAGCCAUGUUUCGUUCAUUCAUGCCAGAAGAUGGGCAAGUGAACAUUUCUAUAGGGGAAAUGGUUCCCAGCAAGCAAGCAUUCGAGUCCAUGCUUAGAUACAUCUAUUAUGGAGAAGUGAACAUGCCUCCUGAGGACUCCCUAUACCUCUUUGCAGCACCUUACUAUUAUGGCUUCUCCAACAACAGGCUCCAGGCCUACUGUAAGCAGAACCUGGAAAUGAAUGUCACAGUGGAGAAUGUGCUCCAGAUUCUAGAGGCAGCUGACAAGACCCAGGCCCUGGACAUGAAGAGACACUGCCUGCAUAUCAUCGUUCACCAGUUCACCAAGGUCUCCAAGUUGCCAAAUCUCCGCUCGCUCAGUCAGCUCCUCCUCCUUGACAUCAUAGAUUCCUUAGCUACCCACAUCUCAGACAAGCAGUGUGCAGAGCUGAGUGCAGACAUAUGACAUGCCUUGGGAAACCACUUUCUCAUUUGUUCCUGAAAAACACUGGCACUUUAGAGCUGGCUCUGGUUUACUGUUGUGUACAGAGUAGCUCAGUGUCUGCACACUACAGCAGCCCUGGAGGAGCAGGGACAGCUGAGGUGCUCUCUGGAUUUGCUGGGUUUGUACCUUUGUGCAGCGUUUGGACUUUGUUACAUUUGUUACCCAAAUGUAGACUUGAAAUCAUUGCAGGCAUGAAUUAAUUCCACAUGGUUUGGGGAGUUACUAAGUUCAUAAUCAAGCCCAUUAUUACUUUGAUACUGUAACAUCAAGCAGUCAUGAGUAAGAGUCACUAAUCCUUUGAAACACAAUAUUUAAAGAAUACUAUUUAAAGAGCUUCAGCUGACCCAGCCCGAGGGCUGUAAGGGGAAGUCAGAACGAAGCUGGGAACAAGAGCACGUGGUGUUCACAGGGAGACUGGCCCUCGGACCAGAAUGUAGUGACUUUUCAGAGACUCCAUGGUGUGGAUUAACAGAUAAGCCCCUGUGCAGCUGCCUGGAUUGCUGGGCUGCAGGAAUCCAGACCUGUGCUCUGCAGCAGGUCAGACUGGAAGAUUACAGCAGUCCUCUCUGACCACCAAAUCCAUUAAUCCUGUCUUGCUAAGCCUUUCUAAAUCUAUUUAUUAAUAAAGAAUUAACAUCUUCUCCUGGCA
Molecule: messenger RNA, 3233 nt
Organism: Haemorhous mexicanus (house finch)
Lineage: Eukaryota; Metazoa; Chordata; Aves; Passeriformes; Fringillidae
Gene: LZTR1
Product: leucine zipper like post translational regulator 1
Exons: 22
Coding region: 35-2545 (836 amino acids)
Cellular component (GO): Golgi apparatus
Molecular function (GO): protein binding
Source: RefSeq, a predicted model, not a curated record